Apodemus sylvaticus (European woodmouse) is the source of this 4643-nucleotide messenger RNA. RefSeq names its product zinc finger RANBP2-type containing 3 (gene Zranb3). Gene Ontology annotation, cellular component: nuclear replication fork. Bases 713 to 3892 code for a protein of 1059 amino acids. The transcript is spliced from 21 exons. Gene Ontology annotation, biological process: replication fork processing; DNA repair. The record is from RefSeq and is a predicted model, not a curated record. Gene Ontology annotation, molecular function: ATP-dependent chromatin remodeler activity; zinc ion binding; nucleic acid binding. Lineage: Eukaryota; Metazoa; Chordata; Mammalia; Rodentia; Muridae.
AUGGAAGACAACUAUAUUUCUUCAGGGAAUGAUUAUAGAAAUUUUUAAGGAUGAAAAGACUAUUUUGUCCUUUAUGUGGGGAGAUGAGAGGAAGGCUUUAAGGAUGUGGCUCCGCCCCUUAGCGGUAACGGGUUCCAGGCUGAACACCUGGUUCCUCCAGUCUUGGUGGAGGGAGGGUUUCUGAGCACUUUGGCUCGUGAGACUACAGUUCCCAAGAUGCUUUGCCGCUGUGUCCUCAUUUUGCUUCCGGUAGCAUUUCAUGGGAAUUGUAGUUUGUGCGAGGUUCCCGUGCAACUUACUUGUCCAGAUGUGUAAGAAGAAAAUUUUGAAUAAUUUGGAGUUGAGAAUGAAAUCGCAAGGUUCUAAUCAGGUCUUUCGCCUCACUGAAGGAACUGGAAUAUAAAAGGGUUGGGAGUUUUCUCAAGACACUACAGUCUUUUAGAGUGUUGGUAUUUGAACUCUCCCACUUCUAGGGCAUCCGUUUAGCGUCACUUCCGCUUAGCUGAAGAAGCUUGCAAAAAGCUUGGCGGGAGUUGAAGAUUACGAAGCUAGUGCUGCAGUUUUGGCGGUCUGUGUAGGGCAAGAGAUGGAAAAUUGAUUGCACUUUAAUUGCUCUAUAAGAAAAGAGUGGGUAGUGGAUUUGGCUGAUGCCUGUAACAGCCGGAAGCCGAAAGGUCGCCGCGAGUUCACAGCCUGGGCUACAGAGCUCACCAUGCUGACAGCAGGUAACAAGAAGAAGGCCUCCACACCUCAGAUUUCUGGUUUAACAAGCGAAUCACAUACACAGCUGGAUUUUUUACCAGACAAGCUCAGAACAAAACUUCUUCCGUUCCAAAAAGAUGGCAUCGUUUUUGCCCUCAGAAGAGAUGGCAGGUGUAUGGUAGCUGAUGAAAUGGGUCUAGGAAAGACAAUCCAGGCGAUUGCAAUUGCUUACUUCUACAAAGAGGAGUGGCCCCUGCUCAUCGUCGUCCCUUCAUCUCUAAGAUACCCUUGGGUAGAAGAACUAGAAAAAUGGAUUCCAGAGCUAGAGCCAGAGGAAAUCAACGUUGUCAUGAACAAAACUGACAUUGGGAGAAUCCCGAGCAGCAGAGUGACAGUUCUGGGCUAUGGUCUCUUAACCCAAGACGCAGGGACUUUGCUGGAUGCACUGAACAACCAGGACUUCAGGGUCGUGGUAGUGGAUGAAUCACACUACAUGAAGUCCAGAACUGCUGCCCGCAGCAGGAUUCUCCUGCCCAUGGUGCAGAAGGCCAGGAGAGCCAUUCUUCUUACAGGAACCCCAGCUCUGGGAAGGCCGGAGGAGCUUUUCAUGCAGAUUGAGGCUCUUUUCCCACAAAAAUUCGGAACUUGGAUCGAGUAUGCUAAGAGAUACUGCAAUGCACAUAUCAGAUACUUUGGUAAAAGGCGCCAGUGGGACUGUAGAGGGGCGUCGAACCUUAGUGAACUUCACCAGCUACUGAGUGACAUAAUGAUCAGAAGACUAAAGAGUGAAGUUCUAAGCCAGCUGCCCCCAAAAGUCAGGCAGCGCAUUCCCUUUGAUCUCCCACCAGCCGCUGUCAAGGAGCUGAAUGCCAGCUUUGAAGAAUGGCAGAAAUUAAUGAAAGCUCCAAAUUCAGGUGCCAUGGAGACCGUCAUGGGGUUGAUAACGCGCAUGUUUAAGCAGACUGCAAUUGCCAAGGCGGGUGCAGUGAAGGACUAUAUUAAGAUGUUGCUUCAGAACGACUCACUUAAGUUUCUGGUCUUUGCUCACCAUCUCAGUAUGCUCCAAGCUUGCACAGAAGCCGCCAUCGAAAGCAAGUCUCGUUACAUCAGGAUCGAUGGAAGUGUUCCAUCUUCAGAGAGAAUCCAUCUGGUUAAUCAGUUUCAGAAGGACCCCGAUACUCGUGUGGCUAUCCUGAGCAUUCAGGCUGCUGGCCAGGGUUUAACGUUUACUGCUGCAAGUCACGUUGUCUUUGCUGAGUUGUACUGGGACCCCGGACAUAUCAAGCAAGCGGAAGACCGUGCACACCGGAUCGGACAGUGCAGUUCUGUGAAUAUUCACUACCUUAUUGCAAACGGAACUCUGGACAGCCUGAUGUGGGCAAUGCUGAACCGAAAGGCUCAGGUCACGGGGAGCACACUGAAUGGCAGGAAGGAGAAACUCCAGGCUACAGAAGAUGACAAGGAGAAGUGGGGUUUUCUUCAGUUUGCUGAAGCAUGGACCCCAAGUGACAGUUUUGAAGAGCUCAAGGACUCUGUGUUUACUCACUUUGAAAAAGAAAAACAGCACGAUAUUCGAUCAUUCUUCUUGCCCAAACCGAAAAAAAGACAGUUGGAAACACCCUGUGGUGAAUCAGAGGCAUGCAAGGAGAAGAUUGCAGUGGCCUCGGACCCGGGGAAAAUGGCUAUAAGUGAUGGCACUGCUGACAAAGAUGGGUUUGAGCCUGAAGCUAAAAGGUUGAGGUCCCUGAGCACCAAGGACCACAGCAGUGCACUGGCGGACAGACCAUCCGUGCAAGCCAAAGCCACUUCCAUGGGCAGAGUCCGUGAGGCCAAGUCCCCAUUGGCCUCUCCAGCCCUUCCCGAGAAGGGGUGGCAGUGUGGCUUCUGCACAUUCCUCAAUGACCCAGGCCUUUCGUACUGUGAGAUGUGUGAGAACCCUCAGGGCAGAGCUGCUGGCCUCAACCAUAUUAUUCAGUAUAACAACAAAAAUGAUGAAGAUGCUUCUCAGAAAAACACCUCCGAAAAUGGUCAAGCUAGUUUGGGCUGUGUAGAACAACUCUCUGAACAGUCGGGAGCUGAGCAGUCGGCUAAUAACGAGGAAGAAACAUUGAAAGAGCAGUUGAAUAACUCAAGCACUCUGCCAGUACAUGAGACCUUCCUGUUUUGUGCGAGCAGAAACACCGACCGAAUCCACGUCUAUACCAAGGAUGGAAAGCCAAUGAACUGUAAUUUCAUUCCUUUGGAUAUAAAAUUAGACCUUUGGGAAGACUUACCAGCAACCUUUCAACUAAAACAGAAUCGCUCUCUGAUUCUGAGGUUCGUCCGCGAGUGGAGCAGUCUGACUGCCAUGAAGCAGAGGGUUAUCAGGAAGAGCGGGCAACUCUUCUGCAGCCCUCUGCUGGCUUUGGAAGAGCUCACAAAGCAGCUGGCCAAGGAAAACAGCACUAGAAGAUACAUCACCAAAGAAGAUGUUGCCACAGCUUCCAUGAAUAAGGUGAAAAAUGAUGGGGGCCACGUCCGGCUGAUCACCAAGGGAUCCAUGACCCAGGACACCUCUACAAAUUGUAGAAAGCUCGACGGAGCCUGUGUCCCAUCUCUGAAUCCCUGCCCAGCUGACCUCACUGCUGAGCCCUCCCCAUCCAAAGGCUACAUUCAGGCUGUGGAUAAGGAAGGAAGGCCACUCUGCCUCCGCUGCCAGCAUCCCACGUGCCAGCCCGAGCAAGGAGCCAAAGCCAGCGCCUGGGACUCACGGUUCUGCUCCCUGAAAUGUCAGGAGGACUUCUGGAUCCGGUCCAAUAACAGUUACCUGAGAGCCCAGGUGUUUGCAGCAGAACAUGGUGUGUGUCAGCUGUGUGGUGUGAAUGCACAGGAGCUCUUUCUGCGGAUGAGGGACGCCCCUAAAAGUCAGAGGAAGAAUCUCCUCGGUUCUACCUGGACUGCCAAACUCCCACUGGAGCAGCUAAAUGAGAUGCUGAGGAACCCAGGAGAAGGCCACUUUUGGCAGGUGGACCACAUCAGGCCAGUGUAUGAGGGAGGUGGACAGUGCUCCCUGGAGAACCUGCAGACUCUCUGCACGGUGUGCCACAAGGAGAGAACUGCCCAGCAAGCCAAGGAAAGGAGUCGGGUGAGGCGAUGCUCUCUGGCAACAAAGCAUGGGUCAGACAUCACUCGGUUCCUGGUGAAGAAGUAAGGCAAGACGUAACAGAAGCAAAAAGCCUACAGGUAGAAGGCGUUGUCACAAUUUAUCUUCAUGUUUGUUUGGUAUUUUAAGAAUGGGAAGUGUUUAAACAUAAGCCAUUAACUGAAAUUUAGAUUUUUGCUAAGCUGUCUUAAUGUUACAUACUUAACAGAAACCGAGGGAUGCUGGGAAGUUUCUGGGGUCUUACUGACUCACGAAGAUUGUCAAUUAUGUUUCAGCAAGAUUUUGUUCCACUUUUCCCCCUUAUGUACCUUAAUCAGUGCAUGGCUCAUAGACAGUGGGGACAGAUGGAUUCCCACAAGCCUGACAGCGCUUGGUUCUGGACUGUGUAUUAUACAUGGAACACCCAGAACAGGGACAGUUUGAGACAAGCCGUCGUUAUUAAGGAAUUAUUAAGGCUCGGGUGCAGGUUUAGGGCACUGCCUCCUCGCUUGAUUUCUGGGCCAGCUAUCUUUAUUGAAAAGAUGCUUCUGUAAAUGAACUGGCUGUAAGCAUGCAUGGUGUCUGCAGACCUGGUGCACUCUGGGAAACCAUGAGCAGAGGUGAGAGGUCACACUGCGGCACAGCCUCGCUUCCAGUUGUCUGCUCCCUUGUUCCCUUUCACAGUUUGAUUUUGUUUAAUGUGUAAAACCAGGCUAAUUGUCAGGGCAGCCUUCAUCUCCUCGUCCUCCUUUCCUGGUUUUAAAAUCCUGGUAGUAUCUUGAUUUGUUCUGUUCUUUAAAUAAACCUUGGUUUGUUUUAA